Messenger RNA from Toxotes jaculatrix (banded archerfish), 3524 nucleotides. RefSeq names its product E3 ubiquitin-protein ligase RNF31. Gene Ontology annotation, biological process: protein linear polyubiquitination. Gene Ontology annotation, molecular function: zinc ion binding; ubiquitin protein ligase activity; linear polyubiquitin binding. The transcript has 23 exons. The record is from RefSeq and is a predicted model, not a curated record. NCBI's taxonomy places the organism in Eukaryota, Metazoa, Chordata, Actinopteri, Toxotidae. The coding region runs from base 1 to 3279 and encodes 1092 amino acids. Gene Ontology annotation, cellular component: LUBAC complex.
AUGCCGUCUCUGUCGGAGCAGCUGCAGGAGGUGCGGAGUCGGGCUGAAGUGUGCCUGUACUCUGGGGGCAGGGUGGUGGAGGUGCGGGUCGGGGUGAUGGCUAUGGCUAAUCUGCCUUUACCGCCCUGCUCCAAAUACCGCCACAUCUCCGCCGAGACCAUGGUGAUAGAGAACAGCUUCGGCAGCAACAGGAAGGAGACCCUCGCUUCCCUCCAGCGUUUGUCCACAGCACUGAACAUCCUGGAGAAGUACGGCUGUAACCUGACAAACCCCAACAGGCCAAAGUUCUGGAGGACAGUGAAACACAACAACCCAGUGUUCAGGGCCACUGUCGAUGCUAUUCAGGGAGGACGAGCAGUGCUCUGUCUCUAUGGUUACUCCAAUCAGCAGCCGGAUGGGCUCAGCUUCCCUGAUGACGUCACAGAUCCUGAUGUGGGCCGAGUCGCUGCCGUCACGCUCGAAGUGAUGAGUCUGAGGAUGGAACUAGAAAUGCUCAUCAAGGAGGCCCACCCCCACCCCGAGUUCUAUGAGAGAAUCAUCCCUACUCUGAGACACAAGGAUGUGGGUCUCAAUACCGAUGCUGUGGUCUACCACUCCUCCUCCGCUUCGUGUCACUCCGACGGCCAGACCAAGUCUCUAGCCUUCCCCCUCCACCAUCACUCCUCCAGGGAGAGUGGCCGUGGCCACUCCCUGUCCUCCAACCACCAAAGUCUCAAGUCCAUCCAGGUCUUUUCCACCUCAUCAAACAAACACCCAGAGAACUGCUCCAUCUGCGGAAUAUUCCGAAUCUCUGCCCAUUGCCUCACCUGCCUCCAGGGCCUCUGCUCGGAAUGUGACAGGCUGUACCACUCCUACCCGGAGAGGGCCAACCACCGUCGAACAGCUGUCACAUCAUCAUCAUCAUCAUCAUCAUCAUCAUCCAAAAACAGGAGCAGUCACAGCUCUCCUACCUGGUGUUGCCUUCACUGCUCUAAAGUCAACUCUAUCCAGGAUGUGCUGUGUGAGGAUUGUGAGCGCCCUCGCCUGGAAUCCAUCAGCUCUAAGUCAGAUGACUCUCAGCCUGCCACCAUGACUGAGUGGCAGUGUAAGAGCUGUACCAUGGUGAAUGUAGCCAGCAGUAUUCUGUGUGAGGUGUGUGAAAGACCUCGUUUGGCCACACGACCUCCAGUGACCCCAUCACACCCACCCAUCACCCCGCCCAGGCCGCCUGCACCAGUACUAGGUAUGCCUGGUGACCCAGACAGCCAGUGGGUGUGUCAGUUCUGUACCUACCUGAACUACUCUCCUGCUACAGUGUGUGAAAUGUGUGACCUGGCUCGUCCAGAGCCCGCCCCCUUGCCUGUGAAGCUCCGCCCUCCCUCUCCCGUCAGACGGGUCCCCGCCCUGCCAAUCAAACCCAAAGAGCCCGCCCCUGAAGACCUGGACUCCUGGAGGCAGAGGCUGAUGAAGGAGGAGGGGCUGAAGCUGAUUCAACUGAUUAGAGACGGAGAGAAGAAAGGAGUGAGUCCAGAAGAGGUGUACACAAGCAUGAGGGUAGCUGGGGACAGCAGCAUCCUGCCCUGCAAAUGGUUAAAGACAGACCUUCCUCUGCUGUUAGACCAGAUCAGGAUGCUGGUAGCGACAUCCUCGCUUCAGUCUGUUUCUGACAAGACCACAGCAGAGCACACAAGCAGGUCCAGUGAAACUCCUGCUGAGGAUGCCAAGGAAGAGACAGAGAAAGUGGUCCAGCUGUCCAGAGCAGAGGCCAAGCAGGCCUGGCUGACAGCAGGGGGUGACACUGAGAGAGCCGCCAGACAAGCUCUGAGAGACAGGCUCGCCAAGGUAAAGGAGCUGUGUGCGCUGGGCUUCAGUGAUGAGGCUCAUUGCCAUGAGGUUUUGAGGCAGAGCGGUGGCGAGGUGAGAGGGGCCCUGGCCCUGCUUCAGCGCCCCCUUCUGGAGCCCUUCCACAACCGUAUUUGGAGCGACAAGCCUGAGCCUCCAGUAGACAUCCAUCACCCUGACAAACAGCGGACAUGUCGGAGGUUGCUAGCGGUGUACGAUCUUCCUAGCUGGGGUCGUUGUGAGCUGGCGCUGUCGCUGCUUUUGGAGCACAGCGCCCCCUACUCGCUGGAGGAUGUCGUGCAGGCUGUACGUGAGUCCCACGACCGGGAGUUUAUCAAGAGAGUGCUGGCUAAAGAGUGUCCCAUCUGCCUCUCUGUCUUCCCCCACAGCAAGAUGCAGUCUCUGACAUCGUGCCAGUGCUCGGUGUGCUGUGAUUGUUUCCAGCAGCACUUCACCAUCGCUGUAAGGGACAAACACAUCCGGGAUAUGGUGUGUCCGGUCUGCUGGGAGCCCAACAUCAACGACCCUGAACACCUCAACAGCUACUUCUCCACCCUGGACAUCCAGCUGCGGGAGUGUCUGGAGCCAGAAGUCUAUGAGCUGUUCCACAAGAAGCUGACUGAGCAGGCUCUAAUCAAAGACCCCAAGUUCCUCUGGUGCUGUCAUUGUUCUUAUGGGUUCAUCUACGAUGGAGACCAGCUCAAAGUUACCUGUUUUCAGUGUCGCAACAGUUUCUGUGCUCAGUGUAAAAAGCCUUGGGAGUCUCAGCAUGCAGGUCUGUCCUGUGAACAGUACCAGUCAUGGAAGAGAGAGAAUGAUCCGGAGUAUCAGAGGCAGGGUCUGGCUGGAUACCUCAGAGACAACGGCAUCACCUGUCCCAACUGCCGCUUCCAGUAUGCGCUGUCUAAAGGAGGCUGUAUGCAUUUCUGCUGCUCACAGUGUCGGUACCAGUUCUGCAGUGGCUGCAACAACCCUUUCCACACUACCUGUGCAGUGGACGAGUGCAGUGUGUCUGGACUGCAUGCCCAUCAUCCCAGAGACUGCCUCUUCUACCUGAGGGACUGGGAACCUUCCAGACUGCAGGCGUUACUCCAGAACAAUGACGUGGCCUUCAACACCGAGCCUCCUCCUGGAACACAGACAGGUCUGUGUGGAGUGAUAGAGCAGAAGGACGAGGGAGGGCAGCAGACAGAUUCAGCCUGUGGAGCUCAGACCCAGCACGGACACGCUGGACUCUGCGAGAAGCAUUACCGGGAGUACCUGGUCAGCCUGAUCAACAGCCACUCCAUCGACCCUGCCCCCCUCUACAGCUCCAACGAGCUGCUGCUGGCCUGCAGGAGGUACAAGGUGGACGACACCCGAAGGGACGGAGAGGACGGCUUCACCUACUACAGCAGACUGCUUGAGAAACUGAUGGAUGAAGUGCCGCUCGGCGACAAGGUCCCACGCAAGAAAUAAUGAAUGCCUCACUUCCUGUUUCCUCUUUCCUGCAGUUACGAUCGUGCUGACCUUUCAACCUAAAACUCUAAAUGUCAGCUCGUGUUCCCAUGACGCUGUAAAUACACUGUUUUAGUGUGCCACGUUCUAAAUGCUGCUUUUCAUUAGCAUUUGUUCAGUAGAGCAGGACAUGAUAAUAUGGUUUAAAGACUGCUGGUUUCAGUUGAGAGGUUUAAACAUCUGAAUUAAAAGCCCCCCCCCCCAAA